Cucumis melo (muskmelon) is the source of this 435-nucleotide messenger RNA. RefSeq lists its product as uncharacterized. NCBI's taxonomy places the organism in Eukaryota, Viridiplantae, Streptophyta, Magnoliopsida, Cucurbitales, Cucurbitaceae. Gene Ontology annotation, biological process: DNA repair; base-excision repair, AP site formation. Bases 1 to 435 code for a protein of 144 amino acids. The transcript has 3 exons. Gene Ontology annotation, molecular function: 8-oxo-7,8-dihydroguanine DNA N-glycosylase activity. The record is from RefSeq and is a predicted model, not a curated record. Gene Ontology annotation, cellular component: nucleus.
AUGGGGGUUGAAUUGUUGAAGGAGCAUUGUCUUGGUUACAGAGCUGGUUACAUAGUUGACUUUGCUCGACGUGUUAAAAAUGGUAAAAUUGAUCUUCAAAGACUUGAAGUUCAAAAUCCAAACUACUAUUUCCCUAAAAUCAAAGGAUUUGGACCUUUUGCAACUGCCAAUAUACUAAUGUGCCUCGGAUUUUACCGCCAACUUCCAAUUGAUACUGAAACUAUAAGGCACUUGAAACAGGUUCAUGGAAUACAAUUUUGCAACAACAAGACAGUACGGGAAGAUGUCAAACUAAUUUACGACAAGUAUGCUCCUUUCCAAUGCUUGGCCUACUGGUUGGAGCUUGUGGAGUUUUAUGAGAGCAAAUUCGGGAAGCUAAGUGAACUGUGCUCUCUUGAUUAUCACAAGAUCAGUGGCACCACACUUCAACUUUGA